CCCCCCACUGACUCUGCUCUGAUUUUCUCACAUACCCUGGUUUUUAUCCGGGGUGAUUCCUGUUAUGGUUUGGUGAAUUUGGAUUUUCCCCACCCGGAGACCAGAAACAACGAGUAGAACAAAGUAGUAGAAGAAGAAGAAGAGAACAGCAAUGUCUGGUUAUUCUUUCUUGAACGAUGAGCUCUCUAAACGUACCUCGAUUUUCGGGUUGCGCUUAUGGGUUGUUCUCGGUAUCUGCGUAGGAGCCGCCAUAGUUCUUGUUCUCUUCUUCAUCUCUCUCUGGUUCACCUCAAGACGCAAGAGCAACAGCUGCAUCCCCCGCAACUCCUCCUCCAAGAACAAUUCCGCCACUAUCCCUAAUGUCUCCAGGGAAAUCCAGGAGAUCCGUAUCGACCCAUCUCGCCACCAUCCCCACCCGACUCUGGACUCGAAGACCCACAACCAAGGUCCUAACCCGGAAGCAUUGCCCGAAUCGGAGCCAAUCUCGGUUCACAACCAAGACGAGGAGAGCCCUGUUGGUACACGCAAGAGAAUUCAUAUUGAAAUUGGUAAGGAUCAUCGUAUUUCAUACCCGGAGCGAGUUGGAGGGUCGUCACAUGAGAGUGGAGAGACCCGGUCUAGUGAUCAGGGGCCAGUCAUGGCGGUCCCGGAGGUUUCACAUUUGGGUUGGGGACACUGGUAUACUCUGAGAGAGCUUGAGGUGGCUACUAAUGGAUUUGCUGAUGAGAAUGUGAUUGGUGAAGGUGGAUAUGGGAUUGUUUAUCAUGGAGUUAUGGAGGAUAAGUCAAAAGUUGCUGUCAAGAAUUUGCUAAACAACAGGGGUCAGGCUGAGAAGGAGUUCAAGGUUGAAGUUGAAGCAAUUGGCCGUGUUCGGCACAAGAACUUGGUGAGGCUGCUGGGUUAUUGUGCUGAAGGAGCUCAUAGGAUGCUUGUUUAUGAAUAUGUUGAUAAUGGAAAUUUAGAACAAUGGCUUCAUGGAGAUGUUGGCCCGUAUAGCCCUCUUACAUGGGAGAUUCGAAUGAAUAUAGCUCUUGGAACAGCCAAGGGGUUGACAUACCUGCAUGAGGGGCUUGAGCCUAAGGUGGUUCAUCGGGAUAUCAAAUCAAGCAACAUUUUGCUUGACAAGCAAUGGAAUGCAAAAGUAUCCGAUUUUGGCCUUGCAAAGCUCUUGGGCUCAGAGAGAAGUUAUGUGACAACCCGUGUGAUGGGAACAUUUGGGUAUGUGGCUCCAGAAUAUGCAAGUACUGGAAUGUUAAAUGAAAGGAGUGACGUAUAUAGCUUUGGUAUUCUUCUUAUGGAAAUAAUUUCUGGCAGAAAUCCGGUAGAUUAUAGCCGCCCGCAGGGAGAGGUGAACCUGGUAGAAUGGCUGAAAACAAUGGUUACGAAUCGAAAUGCAGAAGGAGUCUUGGAUCCUAGAUUGCAGGAGAAGCCUUCUUCCCGGGCACUAAAGCGUGCCUUAUUGGUAGCUUUGCGUUGUGUGGACCCAAAUGCUCAGAAUACGCAGAUGGGGCAUGUGAUACAUAUGCUUGAAGCUGAUGACUUCCCUUUCCGAGAUGAGCGUAGGACUGGACGAGAGCACGUUCGUUCACUGCAGGAUGGGGUGAGAAAUAGGUUGAUGGAGAAGCAUGUAAGUGAAUCAGGUGACAGUAGUGGGUAUGAAAGUUGUGCACAGACCAGUCGGUCACUGUGGACAAAGCAGGAACCUGCGGAAUAAUAGCUGGCUAAAAUCAUGUAUAAGGUGAUUUACAUUUCUUGUUUGUGUCCCUUCUUAUUUUCCCAUCCAAAGGUUAGGAUGAGUAAUUUCUGCCUGUAUAUGUAAUUCAUAUGGUUUUGAGUCUGCAUUAUUUGUAGAUUAUGUCAUUUCCUGUUACCAUAGGCUAUGUAAUUUAUAUCUUGAUUAAUGCUUUUUUUAAGAGGCUCACCUAGGUAUUAUAGAUGAUACUAUCUCAAGUUCUAUUAA
This is a messenger RNA of Carica papaya (papaya), 1960 nucleotides long. RefSeq names its product Protein kinase superfamily protein. Gene Ontology annotation, biological process: protein phosphorylation. NCBI's taxonomy places the organism in Eukaryota, Viridiplantae, Streptophyta, Magnoliopsida, Brassicales, Caricaceae. The record is from RefSeq and is a predicted model, not a curated record. Gene Ontology annotation, molecular function: protein kinase activity; ATP binding.